Acinonyx jubatus (cheetah) is the source of this 3046-nucleotide messenger RNA. It is a transcript of the gene SAXO2, whose product is annotated as stabilizer of axonemal microtubules 2. The record is from RefSeq and is a predicted model, not a curated record. Gene Ontology annotation, biological process: microtubule anchoring. NCBI's taxonomy places the organism in Eukaryota, Metazoa, Chordata, Mammalia, Carnivora, Felidae. The transcript has 4 exons. Gene Ontology annotation, molecular function: microtubule binding. The coding region runs from base 139 to 1503 and encodes 454 amino acids. Gene Ontology annotation, cellular component: cytoskeleton; ciliary basal body; centriole.
CUGACCCGCGCGCGCCGGAAGCCGGCUCCGCGUCCGUCUCCCUGGCCCCGCGGUUGCCCUGACGACCGCGGGCGCCGCGGCGGGGCCGUAGCUGCAGGUGCGGUGCUGCCGGCCGGGCGGCAGCGGCCAGCCGCGAGCAUGAGGAGCUGGUGUCUGUGUCAGAUCUGCACCUGCGGGCGGCAUCAUUGUCCACACGGAACCACAAGGAUUUAUGAAAAUUCUGGCACAUCCUGCCCCACAACUGAAUAUUUGGAAAAAUAUCCUACAUAUGGCAAUGUUCCUCCACCUCAGAGUCUGAAGCCCAAGCAAGAGUUUCGAGCAUGCCGUGGUAAAAUGGAAGGGAUAACGACAUUUAAGUCGGAUUAUCGUCCUUAUGAAAUAGUCAAACAGCCUCGCCAGGUACCAGAAGAAUAUAAACCAAAACAGGGGGAGAUUGAUCUUGGCACUACGUACAAACGGGAUUUCAAUUCUUACAAAGUGCAGCCUGUGGCCAUCGUCCGGCCUUUGGAGAGACAACAAGCUAAACAAGGAGAGUUGGACACUGUCCCAACCUAUAAAGAUGAUUACAGAGCUUGGGGCAUUCAGAAAAUGGACCUUUAUAAACCAGAGCAAACUUAUCAUCCCCCCGCCGUGAAAUUUGGAAAUUCAACUACAUUUCAGGAUGAUUAUGUUCCUCGGGAGAUACAGCCUCGGCAAAGCUUUAAACCCAGCCCUGUGAUCAAACGUUCUACUGUCCCUUUUAAUGGUGACACAAGUCACCGCCUUGACUAUGUACCUUAUCAGCUAGAAUUCAAGUUUUCAAGGCCAAAAGAGGUUUACAAGCCAACCACCCAACCCUUUGAGGAUCUCACAACUCACCGGUAUGACUUUCAGGGCCUUGUUGGCGAAUCUGCAAAACUCUGCAGACCUCCAUACACCAGAGUGACCCAAAAUGCUCAUUUUGAAGGAAGCACCGAAUUCCGCGAAAGCUUUCAACCAUGGGAAAUCCCACCACCUGCAGUCAAGAAAACACCAGAGUAUGUCCCUCCCACAGGCACCAUGCAGUUAAACAGCACAAGCCAUCUUGACUACGUUCCCUAUCAGACCAAACGUGUUGUUCCCAUCAGGCCAGUUUCUCAGAAAAGAAAUGACAACUUUCCUUUUCAAGGAAAAAGCACCACAAAGGAAGAUUUUCCAGCCUGGGAAAGCUGUCGUCAAGGACUUAUUAAGAAGCAGCAGCAGAUUCCCAACCCAUCUGGAAAAUUUGAUGGUUGGACCACUUUCAGGUCUCACUAUGUGCCACAUGAGCUGAAUCCAACACAGAGCUGCAAACCCGUGCACGCUCCCGUGAAGAGUUCUGCUCCAUUCGAUGACACAACCAUGUACUGUCUAGAGUACACACCAAAGAAACGGGAAAUCUGCCCCGCUAGCUUUCCCUCUCCUCCGGGUUAUGUCUUUGAAAAUACAAAUUCUCGAGGUCAUCACUUCUUCCGCAAGAUCACACCCACGGUGGAGGCCUCCUAAUCAUCAAAUCACGUUUGAAAGGAAGCUAACAGGAUAUUGGUUUUCUAAAGGCAAAGCCAAUUUUUUGGUAGUGAAAAUAAUUGAGGGGAGAGGUAAAAGAAAUCAUUUUAAAAUUUUAAACAAGAAAAUUGGAAAAUUACUUAUGGGAAGCGAGGACCUUAAAAUCUAUUUUGCAUUGAUCUCUCACCAAGAUUGUUCUCUACUCUGCUGUUCUGAAAAUUGAAUAACGGGCAUUCCCACCUGAACUAUUUGGAUCCCCAACCUACCGUUUGGUCGCUUGUCUCUGAUCGAUUACCCUUUAUACUUAUGCUUUUAAUUACAACAAUUACAUGGUCACUCACAACCUGGUUAUCAUGUGUCAAGUGCACUGGGACUGUCCAGCACACCUCUGACCACGACACGUGGAUUCCUCAUCCGGGACGACGGUCUUCAUCUCAGACUUCAGGGUGUGGACACCCUGCACCGUGGUUAGCGGUGCCAGGGAUGACUGCACCGCUCCUCACCAUGCUCAAGUUCGUAAGAGGAGCCGCCGUGUGACCAGCAAUGGCUCUGCGCACGGGGAAUCAAGGCUCUGAGUUCGGGUUCCAGUGACAACAGUUUCUAUUUGCGUCACCUUAGGCCAGUGACGGGUGUCUCUGAGCCCCAGUGUCCCCAUGUGUAAAAGGACAUUUGCUCUGCUCAGCUCACAAACAUCGUUUCUAGCAUCAGGGCAGAUGGUUCAGCGAAACCCAAAAGUCAAAGUGCCAACCAAGUGUCAGAGAUUGUUAUGAAGUCCCUCAGUCUCUCUUUUGAACCUGUUUUCUCCUUUUCCAAACGAGGGUCAUUACCUCCUCAACACUCACUUUCUGGCCGGAGGCAAGGAUUGGAAAAUGACCAAAUUUGCUUUGAGCUUAGGAGGAGUAAGCUUUCUGAGUCUUGUCCUCAAUCAAGCGCCUGAGAACCCGUUACAGAGCAUAGAGAGCUUGGACUAGGAGAGUCACGUGGUUUGAAAGACAGUAUUUGUAGGAAGGAAAACACUGUGUGUUCGAGUAGUUUUAGGAAUGACCGAUGGCUCUGAAGAAUCUUCAGGGUAACCCUGGGUCAUGACGUACCUAAUUGCCAUGCCUGGAGUCGUGGUUCAGAAGAAGCAGCAGGCUCGUCUGGGGCAUAAUUAUGUCCUUCUUCUCCAGCGUGAGCUAAGCGCUAAGAAGGGAGGGAAAGAAUGAUGUCAGUGAGUGAAGCAGAAAGAACAUAUUGCAUUUAUAAAUGCUGAAAGUUUCCUAACGAAUUAAACUCCUGUUUUUAUUUUUUCCUUGCUGGAUGAUUGCAUUAGGGGAGAGUAUGAUUUAUCAUGAAGUGUAGUCUUUUGUAGCUUUAGAAUUCUUUCAAACUAUGUGCUUGAGAAUAGGUCCACCAAUGUUUGGUUAAAAUGUUUAUUUGAAAGUAGCUCGUGUGUAUGUACGUUUGUAUUGAUUAGUGAAAAUUAUGACAUGUAGAAUUCUGUAUUUAUGCAACAUUAAUAAAGCAUCAAUAAAAUGCAUUUUCAUGAAGUCAUUUCUGCACA